UUUAUGGCAAUUGCAAUGGUAAAACACUAUUCCAUCAACAUUUACAAUCAUGCUCCUGGGCGUUUAGAGUUGUCAGAUUCAUUUGCUGCCCUCCUCUCCCUUUCCCUGUUCAUUUUGGUACUAAUGAUGGCACCUUUCUGCUUCGAAGGCACAUUAUACAUAAGACUAGGCACAUCAUUCAUAAGAUUAGGCCACAUCAACAUCUGAUAGCACAUUUGAGAACAAAUUCUGGGUCAUUAUCUCAACAGCAGGGCAUGCGAACAGUUGCUUUAGCUUCCGGGCAUGGCUUUGUUGGGCUCACACGUCUCUUAUCGGUUGGAGGCAGCCGAUUUGGUAGGAAAUCUUGGCGUUGAUGGAUCCCUUAACAGAUUUGUUGGGCAAUGAAGAGAGCGUUUGGUGAGAAACUCUACGGGGGCGUUUGGGUGUUUCUCAGAUCAAGAACAUUGUCAUGUAACCUCAUGUGAGGGUGGUGUCAGUUUGGUAGGAUACAAAAAUACUUAUUUUGUCUUCAUCCUAUCAUGAUAGAUCCAUUUGAGUAUAAUAACCCUCAUAAGCUAGUAUUAAGGUGGCCUAUAACCACAUUCUGUGAGUGUAGUGUCAAUAGCCCUGAGACCUCUGACCCUGAAGGAUUUUUGCCUCUGGGAUGCUGGGGCAGCUAACACUGUGGGCUAAAAUUGCCAACGAAGCGUCAUGUGGAUCACCAAGAUGGAUAGGGAGAAGCUUAUCUUGUGUGUGCAUCAAGCGAAAAGGGGCAUAUGAGAGAAUAUGCAUGAACCUCACACCAGUACAGGAAGAAAGGCUUCAGAGAUUAAAGCAUCGCAUGAAGGUUUACUUUGAUCCAUCUAGACGAGAUCACCAGGAAGCCCUGAAAGCUCUUUGGCAUGCGACAUACCCUGAUCAAGAACUUCAAGGUUUGAUAUCUGAACAGUGGAAGGACAUGGGUUGGCAAGGAAGAGAUCCAUCAACUGACUUUAGAGGCGCAGGAUUCAUAUCUCUGGAGAACCUUCUAUUCUUUGCCAAGACAUUCUCUGCCUCAUUUCAGAGGCUGCUAAAGAAACAGUGUGGUAACAGAGCCACAUGGGAGUACCCAUUUGCAGUUGCUGGUGUAAAUAUUACAUUCAUGAUCAUGCAGAUGCUUGAUCUCCAGUCAACAAAGCCAAGAACAUUUGUCCGAGCCAUUUUUAUUCAAAUGCUUUCAGAGGAUGAGUGGGCAUUCGAUCUGCUCUACUGCGUCGCAUUUGUUGUGAUGGACAAGCAGUGGCUUGAUAAGAAUGCCUCUUACAUGGACUUCAAUGAGGUACUGAAGUCAACGCGAACCCAGCUGGAGAGGGAGCUCAUGCUGGACGAUGUGAUGCGGAUUGAAGAUAUGCCAUCAUACAGCCUGCUUUGCUAGUGACCAAAAUACCAAAUGCGCAGGAGAAGAUAACUGAGUUUGUGGUUCAACUGUAUAGCACCUCCUUCCUCUUGAUUUCUGGGAAGAAUUUUUUAGCAACUAAGUAGAUUGAUGGUGCACUGGUGUCAUGCUGAAUUGGACCUCUGUAGAUAAGUCAUUAGUGUAUUACCAUGCAGAUGAAUUAGUAUUGCCAUCAUCCGGUGCCAAUGUUGGUAAUAUCCAUAUUGUUAGAAGUGCAGAAUUUGUUCUUGCA
Setaria italica (foxtail millet) is the source of this 1646-nucleotide messenger RNA. Its product is annotated as ELMO domain-containing protein A. The record is from RefSeq and is a predicted model, not a curated record. NCBI's taxonomy places the organism in Eukaryota, Viridiplantae, Streptophyta, Magnoliopsida, Poales, Poaceae. The transcript is spliced from 9 exons. Bases 644 to 1393 code for a protein of 249 amino acids.